Molecule: messenger RNA, 589 nt
Organism: Bactrocera tryoni
Lineage: Eukaryota; Metazoa; Arthropoda; Insecta; Diptera; Tephritidae
Exons: 1
Coding region: 36-533 (165 amino acids)
Cellular component (GO): mitochondrion
Source: RefSeq, a predicted model, not a curated record
UUAAAACAUUUAUAAACUGAAAUAUUCAAUUAAUUAUGCUGCGUGGCUGCUCGAAAUUGACGAAUUUAUCACAGAGUGUAAUAAGAAAUCUUCCGCUGAAUCCAACGCAAUUCAAACGUUACAUAGCCGACAAGUGUUGUCCGCCACAAGCGUCAGAAGACAGCGCAAAUCCAGCAGACUCCAAGCAUUCUUUCAAAAAUGACGCAUUUGUGCCACCUGACUUCGUACCGCUCUCCGCAUAUCGCGCAUUGGAUGACCCGAAGGAGGUACUCGGUCCAGGCGCACACAAAUGUAAAGACUACAAGAACCCAGAAUAUUUCGCCUACCAUCGCUUCUCAUUCUAUGAACUGCAGAACGUCGCUUUGAAUCUGGCUAAGCAUUCGGAAGGCGGUGUGCUAUACGAAGCAGAGAGUGCUGCAGAAAGCGAUGAAGAAUGUGGCGAAAAAAAUAGUGCGACAGAAACCGAGAAAUGUGAGAAAAAAGAAACAGAAACGGAAUGUAAAAAGAGCAAUGCAGAUAAAGCGAAGGAGUGAGGAUGUGUUCGGAGAAAGAAAAACUGGAAGCGAAUUUUCACUUUGAAGGAAGAGAA